AAUAAGUGAAACUUGGCGAUCGAGCGAGCGCCGGAGAAUAUUUUUUUGUUUGAACUAACAGUCGCGGCAAGGUGAGAUCGAAGCAGAUCUCUCGCCGGAAAACACCCAAACCGUUUCGCAUCAAUGGUGAAGGCACUGCAAGGCGCGGCUCAGAAUCUGCCGGCGGAUGUGAACCAAUUGAUCGAUCAGUUGGAGCGUCACUGCUUGGCUCCCGAUGGAUCUCUUGUUACCAAAUCAGCCUACUACGAUCUCCAACUCGCCAGAGAGGAGAUGUCUCGGGAGAGACUGCGUUAUUUGGAAGCUAUGGCUAUCUAUUGUGAAGCUGCAGCUAUGGUAGAAGAAUAUCAGCAAGCUCUUUCAGUGGCUAACCAUGGAGGUACUCGGGAUGUUCAGGGUCUUUACCCUCAACUUGGCUUGAAGAAUUCUCCUCAGGUUUAUGAGACUCUAGAGCAUAGGUUGGUGGUUGCUGAGGCAGCUCAGAAGCUGAGGCUACCUCUUAUUUCGGAUGAUGGUGAAAUUCAUGAGGAAGAGAUCGAAAAGUGGAGUAUGCUAUCGAGGAGCUCUCUUGAUAGUGCAACCACGAGUUUUACGAUCAGCUCCGCUUCUAACUCGGUGAACUAUCCGAAUAGCUCUGCAAACAGCGUUGCUUUUGGUGCUGCUGACACUGAUGGAGUUGGUGGUGUGCCGAAUCGCUUUCUUGGAAUUACACCUGCGUAUCUGUCAUAUGUCCAGCUCCAAAAUACUAUGUCCAUGGAUAUGGCUGACUACCAAAUGUUUCUUGCUCGAGAGAUAGAAGGUAGAUUGAAGGACAAGUGUGAUAAGUUGGCUGAUGCCAUUGUUGAUGACACUGAUUCAUCUACCGGAAAUCAAAAUUCAAGUGCUAGGCUCCCAGAAAGGGUUAAGUUUAUAAUUGAGGAGAUUGAAAGAGAAGAAGCAGCUCUACGAGAAGACCUCUACUCUGCUGAUAGGAAAUUUGCAGAAUAUUACAAUGUCCUGGAACAAAUACUCGGGGUGCUUAUAAAGCUUGUGAAGGAUCUGAAGUUAGAACAUCAACACAAAUAUGAUGAGAUGCAGAAGACUUGGUUGUGUAAAAGGUGUGAGACCAUGAACGCAAAAUUAAGGGUUUUAGAACAUAUUCUCCUACUUGAAACAUACACCCCUGAAUCUAUACCAGCCUUGCACAGCAUCAGGAAUUAUCUAGUCGAGGCUACAGAAGAAGCUUCAGCUGCAUACAACAAAGCGGUUACACGGCUGAGAGAAUAUCAAGGAGUAGAUCCGCAUUUUGAUACAAUUGCGAGACAAUACCAUGACAUUGUUAAGAAACUGGAAAACAUGCAAUGGACAAUCCAUCAAGUAGAAAUGGACCUUAAAGCGCAUGCUUGAGAUCGCUACAUUCUCUCUCACACGUUCAUUUUGCCAACAACAGUUAUGACAUAUUAACAAAUCUGUAUGGGAGAAAAGGUCAGUGCAAUCUUAAAUGUUUCAUCAACUGCUUGCAUUAUUCUAUAGUCGCUCGAUUGCUUCAGGAUUUUUGUAAUAUGAAAAUUGUCGAGUUUCUCGUUUGCCUGAGAGAUAUUUUAGUUUAA
Messenger RNA from Brassica oleracea var. oleracea, 1586 nucleotides. RefSeq lists its product as uncharacterized. Gene Ontology annotation, cellular component: HAUS complex. Gene Ontology annotation, molecular function: microtubule minus-end binding. The transcript is spliced from 13 exons. Gene Ontology annotation, biological process: spindle assembly. The record is from RefSeq and is a predicted model, not a curated record. Lineage: Eukaryota; Viridiplantae; Streptophyta; Magnoliopsida; Brassicales; Brassicaceae. Bases 124 to 1383 code for a protein of 419 amino acids.